Molecule: messenger RNA, 965 nt
Organism: Perca fluviatilis (European perch)
Lineage: Eukaryota; Metazoa; Chordata; Actinopteri; Perciformes; Percidae
Gene: s100a10a
Product: S100 calcium binding protein A10a
Exons: 6
Coding region: 155-820 (221 amino acids)
Cellular component (GO): cytoplasm
Molecular function (GO): transition metal ion binding; calcium ion binding
Source: RefSeq, a predicted model, not a curated record
GCGUCCACACCACGGUUGACUCACACUGCCCAGCAGUCAGGGCGGCGCCUGACUAUAAAAUCUCUGCUGCACUUCUUCCCGACCUCUGAACAUUCCCACCUCUCCUCUGCCGACCACGUCCCAGCCCUGCACGUCUAAACACACCUCAGCAACCAUGCCUUCAGAACUGGAAACAGCCAUGGAGUCACUUAUCAAGGUGUUCCACCGGUACGCCUCUAGGGACGGUCGGAGCGGCACACUCAGCCGGCGAGAGCUUAGAGAGUUGAUGGAGAACGAGCUGUCUAACUUCCUCCAGUCUCAGAAGGACCCUGCCGCUGUAGACAAAAUCAUGAAGGACCUGGACACCAACGGUGAUGGCCAGGUGGACUUUGAGGAGUUUGUUUCUCUGGUUGUUGGACUUUCCAUUGCCUGUGAACAGUGCUAUCAGAUGCACAUGAAGAAGAUGGGGAAGAAGUUUUACAAACCCUCUGCUGCCACAAUUUCCUCAGCUUACCACACCCCAGAGAAGGAGCAGCACCACGUGACUAUCAUCAUGUCUGAUGUCCAGAAGGCUAUGACCCUCCUCAUUGAGUCUUUCAGCAAAUAUGCUGGCAAGGAGGGUGACAAUCAGACCCUGAGUAAGGCAGAGCUGAAAGAACUGCUUCAGAAUGAAUUUGGAGAUCUGCUGGGGAAAGCCAAUGACAAAGCAGCAGUGGACCACAUCUUCAAGAGCCUGGACGCAAACCAGGACAACAGUGUGGACUUCAACGAGUUUGUCAGCAUGGUCAGCUGCCUCACUGUGAUGUGUCACCAGUACUUCCACCAAUCAGCCAAAAAAUAGGGAUCCAAGCACCACCUUGGGGCCAGCAAAGAGAUAGAGAUCCCAUGAAAGCUGAAAUAAAUAUACUAUUUACUAAAAGAUCUUGAAGUCACAAAACUAUAUAUUGUAAUGCACAAUGAAAUAAACUUCUUUCUUUGAAACACUU